AGGAAAGCUUCGGUAUAAACUAAUGGGUGUGCUGCAGAGGAUGGUAAAUGGGAGUGGCUCUUUGGAUUUUAGAAUGUGCACAACAAAAUAAGGGAUGAGAUAUCUAACGGCAAGAUUAGGUCCACUGAGCAAAAACAACAUUUAACAUCAUAUGUUUUAUAGGAGUAGAAGGAAACUUAUAUCAAUAUGUCUUCAUCUUAUAAAGCAGCGGUGACACCACCUCAUUCAUCUGAUCUCAGGAUUGUGUUGCUGGGGAAGAACGGAGCUGAAAUAAGUUCUGUAGGAAACAUGAUUCUGGCAGAGAAGCAUUUAAAGAAAAUAGCGGAGUGAGUGAAGUACAGAGAGGACGAGUAGAAGAUAGAAACAUCUCAGUCAUUGACACUCCAGGAUUCUUCAACACUGAACUGACUGAUGAAGAUCUACAGAAUGAAAUGAUGAAGAGUCUUUCUCUCUCUCAUCCUGGUCCUCAUGUCUUCCUGCUCACAGUCAAUCCAGACACGUUCACAGAAGAUGACGUGAGGAAGAUUGUUAAGAAGAUUGAGGAAAACUUUGGAGCACAUGUGUUAAAGUUCACAUUAGCACUGUUUAUUAGAGAACAAAUGACAAACAGAGAAUGGAUGGCCUUUUCACUUAGUCAAAAAUUCAUAGAACUUACCAGCCAUUUUAGAGGCAAAUUCUAUGUGCUGAACAGCGAGAUGACAGACAUAACAACAUUUCUGGAUAAAGUUGAAGAAAUUGUAAAACAGAAUGCAAAUCAGCAUUACAAAAAUAACAACUACAGGACGUUUCAAAAGAAGAAAAUACUGGAGCAGAACGAGAAAGUCCAGGUGCAGCAAACAGGGUCAGACCAGAGACUCUUAUCUACAUCACAAGUAAUGCCACCUGUGAGCAGACAGCAAGGAAAUAAGGUUUUAGUGUAAUACAUGAGCUGCAGACAAGGCUUCAAGGAGCAAAAGAAAAUGUUGCGGACAUACUUAACAUUAAAAUGACAUCAAGGAAUCAAUUCAGCCAACAUCAGAAAUUGGAGGCUCAAAACAGGAAACCAAAUGUGACUGAACACACAAGAGCAAAAGAAAAUGCUGCGGACAUACUUAACAUUAAAAUGACAUCAAGGAAUCAAUUCAGCCAACAUCAGAAAUUGGAGGCUCAAAACAGGAAACCAAAUGUGACUGAACAAACAAUGAAUCCAUCUAAACUGCGGAUUGUUCUGGUGGGUAAAACUGGAGCAGGAAAGAGUGCAACAGGAAACACCUUACUGGGUAGAGACGUGUUCUUCGAUCAAACCUGUCUAAAUGCAGUCACUAGAACAUGUCAGAAAGAAGUCAUAUUGUCUCCAAAGCAAAUCGCGGUGAUUGACACUCCAGGAGUAUUUGAUACAUCAAUGAGUCCAGAUGAUCUGAAGUCUGAAAUAAUGAAGUGUAUCUACUUGUCUGUUCCUGGUCCUCAUGUUUUUCUGCUGGUCAUCAGACUGGAUGUGAGAAUCACAGAAGAGGAGAAAAACACAGUGAAGUGGAUUCGAGAGAACUUUGGAGAAGAUGCUGUAAAAUACACUAUUAUUCUGUUCACUCACGCUGAUGUUAUAAAAGAGGGAUCGCUAUAUGAAUACAUUGCACAGAGUUCCUAUCUACUGGCAUUGAUUGACAGCUGUGGAGGCAGAUAUCACUCAUUCAACAAUGAGGAAAGGAAGAACCGGUCUCAAGUCGUAGAACUGCUGGAGAAGAUUGAGAAGAUGGUGGAGGACAAUGGAGGAGAUAAUUACACCAAUGAGAGUUACCAGGAGGCUCAAAAGAAGAUAAUAAUAAAGACAUUCUGGUCAAGGAAACCUAGGUUUUUUAUGCUGGGUAAAAGUGGAUCAGGAAAAACUGCUACAAGAAAAAACAUUUUGAGACAAGAGAGUAAAUCACCAAAUUCAACAACUGCAAUCUGUGAACCACACGAAGCAAAUGUGAAUGGAAAGAUCAUUAGAAUAGUUGACUCACCAGGAUUGUUUGAUGCAUCAAAUAAAAAAACAAAGAACAUGACAACAGUAAUAGCUGAAAUAAAGAAUUUUGUCUCUAUCUGCCUUCCUGGUCCUCACAUAUUUCUGGUGAUCAUCAAACUGAAUUUCAGAUUAACUGAUGAUGAGAUGAAUGCAGUGAAACUGAUUCAGAAGAACUUUGGAGAAGAUGCUGUACAAUUCACCAUCGUUCUGUUCACUCAUGGUGAUGUGCUGAAGGAUAAAACAUUGGAUGAAUACAUCAAAACAAGUACAGAUCUCCAGACACUCAUAAACAGUUGUGAGGGCAGAUAUCAUUUAUUUAACAAUGAAGACAUGGAGAACUGCUCUCAGAUCACACAACUGCUGGAGAAGAUUGAGAAGAUGGUGGUGCACAAUGGAGGGAAGUUCUACACAAAUGAGAUGUAUCAAGAGGCUCAAAGAAGGAUAGAAAUAGAUCAAUUCUGGUCAGAGAAACCCAGGAUUGUGCUUUUGGGUAAAACUGGAUCAGGAAAAACUGCUUCAAGGAAAAACAUUCUGAGACAAGUGUGUUAUUCACCAGAUUCACCAACUACAACUUCUGAACAACAUGAAGCAAAUGUGGAUGGAAAAAACAUCACAAUAAUUGACACUCCAGGAGUGUUUCAAACACAAGAGAAGAUGAAAGCUGAAAUAGUAAAUUGUGUCUACAUGUCUGCUCCUGGUCCACAUGUGUUCCUGCUGGUCAUCAGACUGGAUGAGAGAAUCACAGAAGAGGAUAAAGACACAGUAGGGUGGAUUCUGAACAAAUAUGGCGAAGAUGCUUUAAAAUACACCAUCAUUCUGUUCACUCAUGCUGAUGUGCUGAAGGGUAAAUCUUUAGAUGAAUACAUUCCAAAGAGUUCAGAUCUAAGAGCACUGGUAAACAGCUGUGAAGGCAGAUAUCAUUUAUUUAACAAUGAGGACAGAAACAACCUUGACCAGGUUACAAAGCUGCUGGAGAAGAUAGAAGCAUUAUCAGAGUCCAAUAAAUGGAUGUACUACACAAAUGAGAAGUUUGAAAAAAUAUUAAACACAAGUAGAGCGUUUAGAAAGUUUAAAGACGUUGUAGGUACAGCAGCUCUUAUGGUUGGAGGUGUAAUUGUGGGAAUAGCAGGGUUGGCUGUGUCACCACUGUUAGCAGUUGGAGGAGGUUUAUUAGCAGCUGGAGCUGCAGCAAAAGGAGAGUUUGAUGACGAAGAAGAGGAAAAUUAGACAAAAACACUUGUGCCUAUAGUUGUUUGACAUGUUACCCCUGCAAGCAUGCCUGUGUGGCACUUUACUGACCCACUAAGCGCUGGUCUAAGGGUCCCUUGCAGAAUUUGAUCAUUGGCCGAACUAUUGCCCCUUAGUACUGGCCCUGCAUGGGCAGCUCUCACUUAGCAUCCACUGUUGAUUUGUUGAAACUUUGAUCACUUUUGCACAUGAUAUUAAUGUUGAAAAAAGGUUGACAUUUCAUCAAACAACCAUUUUUGUGAUUAGUGUUUGAUUUAGUUGGGCUCUUGACUCAUGAAUAUCAAAUACUGAUCACAAUAAUGCUUGUUUGUUUAAACUAACUAAGAGGCCAACGUUUGGGAAGUGAGCAAGUUCUGCAAGGGCCAUUAGGCUAGCUAUUUUUUAUCAUAAACAGUCUUUAGAUUUAUUAUACAAUAUAAAACAUGACAAUUAACAGGAAGAUACAGUAUUACAAGCGUUCCAAGGUCAAAGAAUAGACCUGAAACCGAUCCUCUUCUCCCUGAACACAUGAACACAUUAUCUCACCGGAACACUCCAUUGACAUAUUUAAUUAUUAAAAACCUUCCAGCAUCAUUCAAGCCUCGUACUGUAGGUCAAGAUAAACUAGAAAUAAAUUAGAUCUAUUUCUAAUUUUUUUUUUGCUCUUAUUCUUUUUAUAUAUACAGUCACAUUUUUUAUCAAUUUUAUUGCUGUUUUAUGGUUUCUUAAAAUGUAACGUUUUUUGUGAUCUUAAAUAAUUUGCAUUUUAAAGAUAAGACUUAUUUCUUUCUGUCAAUCAUUUUAUGUAAAGCACUUUGAAUUGCACUUGUGUAUGAAAUGUGCUAUAUAAAUAAACUUGCCUUGCCUUGCCUAGAAAACUGUAAAUACAACAUAAACGGUUAGUUAGCUUAAAACAUUAGAGCACAAAUUACAAAUUUGCUCACACUAAAAUAAGGUGGUGGUUGUUUUAAACAAGAUUACAUUAGCACAUACUCAUAAAAAAGGUUUAACUGGUAAAUAAGAUUGUAUAUGAAAUGAUAUAUCUGAAAUGAAUAUUUGUAAUGUUUUUCCAUUUUUAAUUGUCUUUAUAUUUCUGCUAUGGACUGGGUUAUACUUAUUAUUAAUUCCUGUUAAUGUUUCUGAAUUACAGUUAUUGACUAUGCUAACCUGAUAAAUUACUUAUUCCUGUACAAUGACAAAAAACAAAUAAGGAUAUGGUAUAUUUGGGAUGUCUAGGGUUUAAGAGUGAUAGUUAUUGUCUUUAUUCAUAGUUCUUUCAACACUCUUCAGUGAUAUAGUAUGACAUGUUAAUUGAU
Triplophysa dalaica is the source of this 4524-nucleotide messenger RNA. Its product is annotated as GTPase IMAP family member 8-like. Bases 986 to 3208 code for a protein of 740 amino acids. The record is from RefSeq and is a predicted model, not a curated record. Lineage: Eukaryota; Metazoa; Chordata; Actinopteri; Cypriniformes; Nemacheilidae. The transcript is spliced from 9 exons. Gene Ontology annotation, molecular function: GTP binding.